This is a messenger RNA of Neurospora crassa OR74A, 2454 nucleotides long. RefSeq lists its product as hypothetical. Lineage: Eukaryota; Fungi; Ascomycota; Sordariomycetes; Sordariales; Sordariaceae. Gene Ontology annotation, molecular function: protein binding. The transcript is spliced from 2 exons. The record is from RefSeq and is a predicted model, not a curated record. Bases 1227 to 2144 code for a protein of 305 amino acids.
CUUCCCAUCGACCACCGAAUCGACCCUUCAUCGGUCACUUCCACCACCUUGCCAAUUCACUGCAGUUCCCGUCAUUCAAUUUUGUCGAGCCUCACCACCAUUUCCACAUUGCCCGCUUCGUUUGAACUUUUCAUAUCAGUUACCUCUACUUUGACUCUUCCACUCCCGUCUUGUCUGGUCCAAAUCAGCGGCCUGCAGACCUGCCCCACCAUUCCGCGUCUCGGCUUGGACUCCAUCCGAGAGAACAAAGUGCAGUGGUGACGUUGUCGCGCGCGGCCAUCACUUGGCUCAUCUUGAUUCAUCACCUUGAUCACUCACCUCACCCUCCAAACUGGAGACACACUCAUCAUGUCGGACUUGAUACCGUGAUUUCAGCAACCCUCGUCAAUUUACAAACUCACCGUGCCAAAGAACAUCUCGAUUACCGUCCUAUACGCGAUCACUUCCACCAUAGUCCAAGCAAUACCUCAAACACAUUCCAUCAUCAUCAAAGUACGGUGCCGUUUUUCGGCCUCCUGGUCCAUCCACCUCCCCGUCCUGUUCACUUGGCACGCUUCGGUCCUCCUGUCAUGUAACAUCUCGUCAUUGCGACCGCCGGCUGGACUCGAUCGAGACCUGAGUCCUGCUCACAUGAACAGCCCCCAACAAGAUAUCGUGCAGUGAUACCUCGGUGAUUUCUGCAAGCUACUGUACUCCAUCAGGCCAAGAAUCCUCCUCCUCGUCUUCUUUAUCUCGGUCGACGAUUCCCAGCCACCAGCCCGGCCAGGAGUACAUCCGAAGGCCAAUCUAGCAGACCACAUCAGCCUAGCUGUAUCUUUUCUCUAACGCCUUCUUGAUUAGCCGCACCGCGGACUCACGGAUUCAUACCAGACGUCACCGCUCUCCGCUUUUCUGUCGGAAAACUACCCAGCGUCCCGCGAUUGGCAGCCGCGGCAAGAAUAACGAACGGGAGAGGAGACGUAUGCGAGCAAAAACACGCUCUUGAUUCGACAUUGACGCGGUUCUGGGCUCCUGGAAUUAUUUGUCUCGCUUCCUCUCUACAGCCCGCCCCGCUAUCAAAAGUUUGUAUUUGCAUGUUAACUGAGGUAAAUCAAGUGGACACCAGACAAACUCGGGCAAAUAACUCGAGGCCCGACUAGGCUAGCACGACUGGUCGGUCCGUCAUACUCGCUGAUCACGAAAACAUCAGACGCACGUCGCCGGAUUGAGCAAGAAAGCCCUUGCCUAUGGCGCCAUUGCCGCUCCAGUCAGGGGCCGGCCAGCGGCAGAUCUGGUCCUGGCCCACCGUUGAAGAAGAGAGGGAUGAGGAGCAACUCGAGGAAAGUACCAGUGUGCAAUUUGCCAGCCAGACAAGUCAAAUGACACUGCUCUCUUCGGGAAGCACUCCACUUCCUGUGAUGGAGAGGUCUGAAGGAUCUUCAAGGGAGUGGGAUGGCAUGGCAACAGGAGGGGUGAACAAUAUCCUUACUGAUAUCCGUCCCGAUACACGUGCUAUCGUGAGACUCAGUGAGCACCGAAAAGAGUCCGACACGAAUUUUGAGAAAACUGGACAUCACGUGCAACUGACGGAACUACCAAACGAAGUAUUGUACGAGAUUCUGAGCCAUCUAGACGUCUGCGAUUUGUUCUCGACAUCUAAAACCUCUCAUCACCUCCGCACCCUCUCCACCUCCCCAACCUUACACACCCUCCGCCUCCGCCGCGCCCGCCUCCUCCUUCCUCUAUCCCUCACCUCCCCUAGCCGCCCUUCCCUCGCUGACCUGAUCCGGCGCUCCAUCUUUCUUACCAACACCGCCCUGAUGUCCCGUAAGCUUGCCCGCAAGCUAGCCUCCAUCCACCUCGCCCGCCGUCUCGCCGCCCGUCCCUCGGCUGAGCAGCUGGUGGAGCGCUGUGUGUUGCCGGCUGAGUGCGUUCCUUGUGGGACCAGAAAGAAAGUAAUGGUUGCGCCGGCGCUGGUAGCCAAGAAGAGAGCGGUGGAGAGGGAGAGGGUGAAGGAUGGGUUGAGGGGGUGGAUUGGCGAGGUGUGGAUGGGCAGAGUGAAGGAGAGGGAGGGUAAGGUAAGAAAGGAGGAGGAGGAGACCGGGGUGGGGAGGGUUUGGAGAUUAAGAAGGUUCUGGGAGGGGGUUAGUCGGGGGAGGGUUUAGGGGUGUAUGAUUGAAAUGAGGAGGGGGAUGGUCUAUUUGGUCUCAGUAAGCGUAGGUUAAUAAUGGAGGAGUGUGUGAGUGAGUAUGGGCGAGGGCGUUGGAUAAAUUUGAGUCACGAUGUAGAUGAGGGAGGUCCUGCUGCUCGAUUUCGGUUUGGCGUCUUUUUUAUCUUUCACUUGUUCAUCUGCUGUUAGUCAGUUAGUUGUGAUUUACCAUAUGCUGGACAUAUCAAGGCGCAAGUUUCUGCUUGAGUAUGGGUAUCAUCUGUUCAAAUAGUCAAUACUUGGAACAACAAUCACAGCGAUUUCUU